AUGGCAUUUGGAGACCUGUCUGAUCUAAUUAAUGACACCAGAUACCAAUCGUCAAUCCAUGCUAAUAUUGACGAUCACAGGAGUGAUAAAGUUCUCUUGAACAACAACGAUACCAAGAAUAUUACCACUACCACCGCCACUACUAGUACCAUGAAGACAAAUAUCGUCAACACAAAAAGUGGUGCUGCCAAGUUUUCUGAAGGCCAUUCCAGUUCUUGCCCGGUGUCUGUUCCUGACUUGACCGAUACUGAAGGUAGUAACGAUGAAUCUUUUGAUGAAGAGGAUGAUGUUUCUGAAAUUGACGGUAAAGAAAACCAUGCAAAUGCCAAUGAAAUUGGAAUCACCCCAAUCAACCAAUAUGCUAGUAUCAAGAAGUCUGGUCCAGAUUCCGACACUUCCAUGACUUCGGGAUCUGCCGUCGAGACCGUCACCACUAGAGGAUCGAUGAGCGAUGCUUUUGGUCAACUUUUCAUCAAUGAUAGCCAUCACGAACGUCAAGUGAUUAUGAAGAUCAUUGUGAGGAUUGUCGCGAAUUCCCUCAUCACCAAGUUCCCAAUCGAUGAUUGUUGCAAUAAUCGCAACAACUUGAUCAUCAACAACUUGAUUGAUUUCCUUGAAAAAGUCUUGACCCGUUCCAGAAUGCCAUUGAACCAAUUUCUUGCCGGGAUUUUAUACUUGAACCGUUUAGCAAACAAUAUCCACCUGGGUAACAACAAGCACCGUGUUUUCAAGAACAAUAGUGACAAAUUAUGCCUUCGUCGUUUGAUCAUCACCAGUUUUUUGGCCACCAGCACCAUUUAUGCCAAACCUUCUAGCUUGCCAAGAGGGGUAAGGUCAGAGUCAAAGAAUCCAAAAUUCACCAAACAAUCCAUGUCCCCAUUUGAAAUCAAGCAGAGGAUUUUAAAUCAAAAUUUGAAUGCCCAAGUCUGGUCAGUGAUUUCCGGGUUGCCAGUGACUUUCCUCGACCAAUUAUAUGACAAUUUCCUUGACUGGAUGACCGACGAUGAUUUGAAGGUUAAUGCCGAUGAUUUGAGAAAGUAUAAAGGCAGUUUGAACCAAAUGGUGAAGUGGUUUAUCAAGACCGAUCCACCAUUCCAUUCAGCAUAA
This is a messenger RNA of Saccharomycopsis crataegensis, 1107 nucleotides long. RefSeq lists its product as uncharacterized. Lineage: Eukaryota; Fungi; Ascomycota; Saccharomycetes; Ascoideales; Saccharomycopsidaceae. The coding region runs from base 1 to 1107 and encodes 368 amino acids. The record is from RefSeq and is a predicted model, not a curated record. The transcript has a single exon.